Messenger RNA from Hydractinia symbiolongicarpus, 5503 nucleotides. Its product is annotated as E3 ubiquitin-protein ligase TRIM33-like. The transcript has 3 exons. Gene Ontology annotation, molecular function: zinc ion binding. NCBI's taxonomy places the organism in Eukaryota, Metazoa, Cnidaria, Hydrozoa, Anthoathecata, Hydractiniidae. Bases 3058 to 4332 code for a protein of 424 amino acids. The record is from RefSeq and is a predicted model, not a curated record.
UUUGCAAAAACCACCUUUAGUUUUUUUUAAUAUACUUCUGUGCUAUACGUAACUACAGGUUGGUAUGGAGAAGGUUGUAGGUACUGUUCUUAUAUGUUUUUAUGAUUUUUUUGUAUCUACCUACAGGGUGUGUAGUGUUUAGCUCUAGCUAGCUAGCUACAAUAACUAUAAGUGGUGUCAUAUAUCUGCACAACACAAUAUUCCUUAUGAACAAAAUUCAUAAGUACACAAAUAUCAUUUUUUGGCUUCAUUUACCAGUGUCUCACUUUGUUGAUGUGCUAAAAACCAGGUCACACAUUCUGAAAAGUCAGACAAUUUUGCAAACCAUAUCAGGCCCAUGUCCCUCUCACCUCUUCACACGAACCUUCAGUAGCAUCAGAACUUUCGUUGUUAUUGUUAACCUAUUGUUAAAUACAUGAGCUAUUCUUGCACGUUAAAAAACAUAGAGUUCAUGUGUCACAUGGGAACUUUAUUUACCUUAUGUAAACUUUGUGUAACUUAUUGUUGUAUUUAAUUGCAAUAGCUGUCUCAAGGGAUCAAUGGGGAAAAAAAUAAAAAAAAUUAACAAAGCUUUAAGUUUUUAUUGUUUCUACUUAUUAACGGCAACAUAUUAUCUUUUGUUUUUACAUAUGAUCUAUUAUAAUACUUUAAUACAAUCUUGUGUUUUGGGUGCAAUUUUAUUGUUUUUGCACAAACAUUAAUGUUGUUAUUUAUUUAGGAACGUUCUUCGCCAUCGUUUUACAUUUUAUACAAAUUAAAACGAUCCUGUUUUCAUGAUUUUUAAACGAUCUAGGGCAAUCUUUUCGCUUUCUACAAUGCUGUUUCCAUAAUUUUUAAAUGAUCUACGGUGAUGUAACAAAACGCAACACAACAAAAAAUAAUAAAACUUUGGAUUGAUGAAAAUGGCAAUUUACUUUAUUUAUUUUAAUCUUCGUCAAGUAAGUUUAAUUUGAUUGACCGAAACUAGUAUUUGAAACUAUUAUUUUGAGCUGCCUGCACAAAAAUCAAGGCGUGUUUAUCAAAACAGUGAUAGAAAUAAAAAAAGCAGGUAGCAAUGCGCAAGGUACAAAGCUAUUAAAAAAAGUUUUGGUAUGAUCGCUUUGAUUUUACAUUCUUCGCAUAAACAUGAUUUUACAUUAAACACAAAAUCUUUAACGUAAGUAACGAAGACUUUAUUUGCUGAGAACAUAACUAAUUACAAGAACAAAAUGUUCCAUUGAAAAAGGAACUUUAACUAGACAAAUUGCUAAAAACUUUAAACAAGCUGGAGACCAUCAUACUAGUUAAAUAACUAAUCUAGGGAGAUGGCCACCAUUAUAUGUUUAGAAUUUUCCAUUAUUAAUAAAUAAAUAAAUAAAUAAGUAUAAUUUUUUUACUGUGGUUUAUCAUUUCUUGAACAUGAUAGUUAAGUAGGCAACGUUUCGGGAGAUCCUUCUCCCAUCAUCAGGCAAAGUAAAAUGAUGUUGCACAUGCAUUUAUAUAAUUGCAGAGGAUCGAAAUUCAUAAAAAUUAACCAAUCAGAAACAAGCUGAUAAUUACAGGUAAUUACAGUAAUUAACAUUUCCGGACCUGGAUGUGGGUAACUACUUCUUCUGUAGGGCUGGUAACCUAAUCUCAUGAAGUUGAUACGAGAUGCUGUUUAUAUGUGUUUGUUACGUUCUACACUGUUGAUGGUUUCUUUAAUCUUUCUGGCCGUUGUUCUGGAUUCUCUGUCAAUGAUUUUGUUCUCAUCCAAAUUAAACUGAUGACUUCUGCUCCAGCUGUGGUCCGCAUUUUCGUUUUUCUUCACAUCUCUGUUUCUCACUGCGUGCAUAUGUUCUUGUGCUCGUUGCUUAAACUUUCUUUUUGUUUCGCCUAUAUACACUGCAUCACAAUCUUUACACGUGAGUUGUCUGUUGUCAAUCUUUCCAACAGACAACUCACGACAAAAGAAACAAGCCUUCUAUCAAAAGGAAUGAAUUUCUGUAUGACACCAGCUUCAAUUCCAAAGAAAGAAAUAGUUGCGAAAGUGGAAGAAGCAAUUAAAGAUCAAAAGAAGAGGCAGACACAGUAAGAGUUUAAGUAAGCCAAAGGAAAAUUUGAAAAAAUCUGAAAGACUGUCAUUGAAGAAUCUAAAGGAGGACAAAGAUAUCAUAAUCCUACCGGCAGACAAGGGUAGAACAAUGGUUAUCAUGAAUACACCUGACUACAUCAACAAGUGCAACGAACACAUCAACAACGUGCCUUACAAACUUGUCAAGAAAGAUCCAACAGAAGUCAUCAAACGAGAAGCGAGGAACAUCUUAAUGGAGUUGAAGAGAAAAGAAUACAUCAACGAUAAGCAGUAUUACCGACUAAAACCUUGUGACGGACCACCACCACGAUUUUAUGGACUACCAAAAAUUCAUAAACAGGGAAAUCCAAUUCGACCAAUCGUCUCCUGCACUGGAACACCGUUAUACAACCUAUCAAAAUUUGUUGCUUCCAUCCUCAGCAAAUUCACAGCAAGUGACCACAGCAAAAACCUAAAAUAAUUUUCGGAAUACGUCAGAGAAAUAAAGAUAGCAGACGACGAAUGUUUAUAAGCCAGCUGAGAAAGAACUUGUAACACAUGAGGAGCUACAAUAUUAUAUGCCACAUAAGAUUGCAUUGUUUUUUUCUUGAUCAACCUGUCUUACAACAAUUGCUACCAUUAAUGUGGAAACUAGUGUGAGUUUGUUAACAAUAAAAUUAAGUUACACAUCAGUCACAGUUAUUUACUAUUUUCAUGGUUUAUGUAAACAAGCACAUUGUUUACAAUUUACAUAACUCAGCUUUGUGUGGCUUUGGGAAAUUCCUUAUUUCUGGUUUGUUGUUAUUACACUAUUGAAGAGUUUGUCAGGCAGGUAAAUAGAAAGUUAUAAAAAAUUUAACAGAAAAUAUGUUUUUUUUUUAUUAUUUUUUAAUUUUUACUGUUGUAAACAAUAGACCAUAAGAAACUAGAAAAAAAUCCGCUAAAACAAGCACACAGAUCUGCAGUUAACAUUGAGAAGGAAAAACUACUUCCAGAAUAAUACAUGAAAAUACAGAUUAUAUAAAAUGGAUGAUGCUCCCGUUGAAUUAGAAGUGGCACCUGCAGUGGAACCAGCGCCACCAUUUGCAGUGGACGUUCAACCUAAUCCAGAAAACCCAGUUCCUGCUGUUGAAGAUGCCCCUCUUGAUGCUGCAAAUAUAGAUCUGGAGAAUAAUAAUGGUGCUGAACAUAAUAACACUGGAGAAAAGCCUGAUAAUGUAAAAAAUGUUAACCUUGAUUGCAGUGUUUGUAAUGAUCGAUUCAAAGAUCCGAAAUUAUUAAGUUGCAUGCACACGUUUUGCAUGGAGUGUCUCAGACCUGUACAUAGGGAAUACAAUGGUAUGAUGGCAGUGCAAUGUAUGUCAUGUAGCACAAUCACCCAGGUUGAUGAUCUUGAGACACUACCAUCAAAUUUACUUGCUAAAAACCUGGUCGAAGCCAUUCAAGCUAUGAAUGAGGAAAAUAGUAAAGAAACGCAAUGCGAUGAUUGUGAAGAAGAUGUGCCAACUACAUAUUGCCUUGUCUGUCAUCAAAAACUUUGUGAUGCAUGUGUACUUGAUCACAAACGUAAACGAAAAUUUAAAGGUCACAAUAUGGCACUAUUGAAAGAUGUGACGCAAGAGGAGCUGGUGAGAAGUUUUUACCAUCUUUGCAAGAAACAUGGUAAAGAGUUGGAGUUAUAUUGUGAGACUUGCGAUGCUGUUGUAUGCCAAACUUGUACGAGAAGUAGGCAACAUAUUGACCACCGUCAUCUUCUACUUGAAGAAAUUGUUGGUGAGAAAAAGGAGAUUUUAGAGAUUAUACUCAAAACCACAAAGGAGAAAGAAUUGGCUACUUUGAAGGCUAUAGAUGAUGCAGAAAGGGAAAACUUAGAGUUGAUGCAAACUAAGGAGAGGUCCAUUUUGGAAAUAAAAAGUGUUUUUGAAAUCAUGAGGGCUCAUUUGUUGGAGCAAGAAACGAAACUGAUUGAUGAAAUUAACCAUAUUUUUAACGAUGGUGUCACAUCGAUUGCGAAAUCCAAAGGGAUUACUACAGCAUUUUCGAAUUGCAUGACUUAUUUUGAAACACUGGAGAAGAAUGGAAUGGACACUGAAUUUAUGUACGUUUUUCGAGAUUUAAAAUCACAUUUGGAGUCAAUUUCGAGCAGUCUGGAAGGAAACUCUAUUCAGUUGACCUCAGUGAUUUUGGAAAAAAGAGAAGAUUACCCUCCGGAGCAGUCCUUUCAAAUACUUUCAGAGGAGUAUGUCAAAUGCUUAAAUCGAAACCAACAAAAUCAUCAUUUCCCACAAAACGAACAAUAAAUAUUUUUAUUUGGCUAUGUGCGCCCAUAUAAUCAUUAUUUUUUCUUAUUUUUUACGUAUAUAGGCUACGUUAUAAUUAUGAAAAUAUGAUAAUACUUGUAUGCAAUAUUUUAAAUUUCCUACUAUUAUUGAUCAAGUAACUUGUUUGAUGUACUUUUAAAACAAUGGCGAACAAGUCAGUUUACCAUAUGUUUUUUUAGUUGUAUCUAUAGCUUUGAUUUAUAAUGAAAAAUUAUUUGAUAAUUUAAUAGUUAGUUCAGGGUGUGCCUCCCCUUCAGGGACUGUUUAAAAAGUUUUUGAAGAAAUUUUAUGGAUGUCUAGAGCAAUUUUCUUCUUCUGGUUUUUGUCAAGGAAAUAUGUUUGUUGUGUAAAUGUUGGAAUAUUUAGGAAUUUUAGGCCUUGAAACGAGUGGAAAACCUGUACGAGGUGAAAAAGGUUACCAUAAAAUUUUGUGUAUACGAUUUCACCUCACAGUGUUUAGAUUCAUGGACUUGAUACCUUUGUUCGUAUGUAGCAUAAUGUGGUUCAAAAUAAGUUGACGACAGGAUUUAGGAUAAAGACCUGUUAUAAAGACCUUAGUGACCAAAAAAACGUUGUUUUUUUGUUAAAAUUCCUCUUUACAAUUUACUUUAGGACAUAAAUUAUUCGUUUCCACUAGAUUUGCCUUUUAGAAAGUUUUGUUGGAACAUCCUGCACUUUUAAAGAAAUCACAUGUAAGAAUGAGUUCAUUCCAAGUUGUACAUAUAUUCACCAUAUGUCUAGCAUCCAUAUAUGUUUUUUUUUGUAACAAUUAGUUUCAUUUAUUUUUUGAAAUUUUGCUAAAGAUGCCCUAAUAUUUUUUAUUUUAUUUUUUUGCUAAUAACAUAAUUUUCUAUGUCAUAUACUUUUCAAGGUAUUAUAUAUUUACAUAGUUGGUGGUUGCCUAAAACUGCAUGGUGAUUUUUAACUGGUAUAAAUUCUUUGCUUAUCACUUUUUUGUGUGUUCCUUAAACAAAGUAUUUUCGGCAGCCACUCAAGAAGGGGUUUAAUUUUUAUAUAUUUUUCAGUUAAUUACAUAGUUAUUUAUUGUCGAUGUAGUUUGUGGAAUCAUGUUUUGUGAUUUUAUUUGAGUCUAAAUUAAAUUCGUUGUAACUCCUUUAUAUUUUCUUUAAAAAAUUGUUAUAUUGUAAAA